UAUAAGUAGCACUUUGUAAGCAGGUUUGAGGCACACUGCGAAGAAUCAAAGAUGGAGAAACAUGCAGUAGCAUUAGCAGCAUUCACUUUUCUAGCCGCCCCCCUGCUGCAGCUGCUGUUGUUUGUCGCGGGGAACGGCAGCAGCUGCACCACCAGCUGCGGCAACGUGAGCUUCGAGUACCCGUUCGGCGUGGAGGCCGGGUGCUACCACCCGGGGUUCGAUCUCACCUGCAACCACUCGUACAGCCGCCCAGGCUGUUCCUGGGCCAAGAAAGCAGCACCAUGCAUCAGGUGCUCGAGAUCUCCAUCCCCAACGGCACCGUGCGCAUCAACAGCAGCCGCAUGGUGUUUGCGUCUGCCGUUUUAGAGAACAGCACCACCAUGCGGUGGGAGGUGGGUAAAUCCUACUUCCUGUCGGAUUUAAACAUUAUAGCGUUGGUAGGAUGCAACGCCCAGGUCUCCCUCCGCGAUUGGGGCGAUACACUCGUCAACUCCUGCAUCACGUCGUGCCCUCUAUCACUCGACUCCGGUAAUGGCUCCUGCUCAGGAAUUGGCUGCUGUGAGGCAAGCAUUGCUAUGCACAUACCGGUCUACAGCAUUAGCGCCAACCAAGUGGUGGACCCGGGUGCAGGACCUGACCCUAAUGAACCAAAUUUUUUCGUGUACAUAGUAGAUCAGGCGUCGUUUUAUUUCGACACCAACAUGGUUACUAAGGGCAUCAGCAAUACUCCUGAAGCGCUCCCAGCCAUGUUAAACUGGCUUAUACUCAGCAAUUCAUCAGCGUGCUCGGCAUCGACCAAUGCUUCUGCACCUUCGUCUGCCCCCGAAUGUUGCAGCGCCAACAGCUUCUGCAAAGGUUACAACGGUACUACUGCUGACUACGAUGGGUAUCGGUGCUACUGCUCCGAUGGCUAUGAAGGAAAUCCUUAUGUUGAUGGUGGAUGCCGCGAUAUCGAUGAAUGCAAAUCUCCACACAUCUACCCCUGUUACGGCGACUGCAAAAAUACACGAGGAGGGUAUGAUUGCCAGUGCCAUCAUGGAUACAAGGGAAACGCUUCGAUACUGAAUGGAUGUCAAGAUAUUAACGAGUGUGCGGAACCAGAAAAAUACUCAUGCUAUGGUGGACUCUGCAUAAAUACGCCAGGAGCUUUUGUUUGCCGCUGCCACGACGGAAGCUACGGUGAUCCCUUCACAAAAGGAGGGUGCCGUUCAUCUAAAGGUUUGACCAUUGGUCUAAUAGUCAGCGGUGGUUCAGUCCUUCUACUUCUAGGGCUUGCUGCUCCCUUCAUAGUUCGCAAGGUCAAGCUACAAAGGGUAAAGAAAAUGAGGGAUAAAUUCUUUAUGCAAAACCAUGGGUUAUUAUUACAACAGUUAAUAUCACGAAACACAGACUUCGCCGAAAGAAUGAUCAUUACCUUACAAGAGCUUGAGAUUGCUACAAACAAUUUUGACAAAUCUCGUGAGGUUGGUACUGGAGGACAUGGGGUCGUGUAUAAAGGGAUUAUAGAUCUACAUGUUGUGGCCAUCAAGAAAUCAAAGAUUGUUGUGCAAAGAGAAAUAGAUGAAUUCAUAAAUGAAGUCGCAAUUCUUUCCCAAGUGAACCAUAGAAAUGUGGUAAAGCUCCUCGGAUGUUGCCUUGAGACAGAAGUUCCAUUAUUAGUUUAUGAGUUCAUUUCAAAUGGAACCCUUUACCAUCAUCUUCAUGUUGAAGGAUCUAUAUCAUUACCUUGGGAUGAUAGAUUAAGGAUAGCUCUUGAAGUUGCUAGAGCUCUUUCAUAUCUGCAUUCAUCGGCAUCAAUGCCAAUAUUUUAUAGAGAUAUUAAAUCUUCCAAUAUACUUCUUGAUGACAACCUAACAGCAAAGGUAUCCGACUUUAGAGCUUCAAGAUAUAUCUCAAUCAAUGAAACAGGAAUAACUACUGCAGUUCAAGGAACGAUUGGCUACUUGGAUCCUAUGUACUAUUAUACGGGACGACUUACGAGCAAGAGUGAUGUUUUUAGUUUUGGUGUUCUUCUUAUGGAGCUACUUACUCGAAAGAAACCCAUCGGUGGUACAUUUGAUAAUGGCGAUGGUCUUGUUUCACAUGUUAUCUCACUUCUCUCAAAAGGUAAUCUUUAUAAUAUAAUAGAUUCUCAAGUUAAAGAAGAGGAAGAUGGAGAAGUCCUAGAAGUGGCAACACUAGCCACAACAUGUACUAAGUUUAAAGGAGAAGAGCGGCCUACGAUGAGAGAAGUAGAGAUGGCACUGGAAAGCAUAGUUUCAAAGAAAAGCUCCUUCUGUAACAAGAACAGUCAAUCAAGUAGUAGAUCCGAUGAAAAUCGAAUUUUAGCUCUUUACAUGUCGAUCGAAGGAGUUACCAAGGACAAAACAAUUACAAUUACAGAAAGCAGCACGGAAGGGGAAAUACCAUUGUCGUCAAGGUUUUCUCGAUAAUCAUUCUCUGUCCUGAACGAGAACGCCUUGCAAGAAAGCCGGAAACUUAGUUACAUCGAUCCUGUUCUGUUCUAAAUGAUUGCUAAAGUAAUUUUGCUGUAAAACAAUAAUAAUGCAACAGAAAAAUUGUGUCGUAUCAGAACUUUGAAGUACUUGUGGUUUAGUUCAUGUUGAUUAAGCAUCUGAUUCGAUCAGUUUGCUCUAAUGGACUGAAAUUGCAGAGUGCCGUUUGUGUUUUCA
Oryza sativa Japonica Group (Japanese rice) is the source of this 2672-nucleotide messenger RNA. RefSeq lists its product as uncharacterized. Gene Ontology annotation, molecular function: ATP binding; polysaccharide binding; protein serine/threonine kinase activity. Gene Ontology annotation, biological process: protein phosphorylation; cell surface receptor signaling pathway. NCBI's taxonomy places the organism in Eukaryota, Viridiplantae, Streptophyta, Magnoliopsida, Poales, Poaceae. Gene Ontology annotation, cellular component: plasma membrane. The record is from RefSeq and is a predicted model, not a curated record.